AUGCCCGCUCCGCGCAUGUCCGCUUGCCUGAAGCUGCCAUGCGGGGAGUCCUGCACCGUUGGGGAGGCAGACGGCAUUUUUUCCGCAUACGCGGAUACUAAAGCUGACUAUGCGGCAGCAAUCAGGCAUCCCGCAACCAUGGCUGCCACCACCGUCUCCGCCAGCCUCAAGGCCGCGUCCCUUGUGCAGCCUAAGGUCAAUGCUGCCUCCCUGAAGGCUGCUCCCGUGUCUCAGGCUUUCGGCCUGAAGUCUGCCUCCUCCAAGGUGUCCUGCUCCCUGGAGGAGAACGUCCGCGGCUUCGUGCAGAAGGCUGCUGAUGCCGGCAAGACCGCCGCUCUUGCUCUCGCCUCGACCGCCCUGCUUGCGUCGGCUGCCCAGGCUGAGAUCCCCAGGCUGACCUUCGAGGAGCUCCAGAGCCUUACCUACUCUGAGGUGAAGGGCAGCGGCAUCGCCAACCAGUGCCCCAUCAUCGCUGGCGGUGUUGAUGGCUUCGCCUUCAAGUCCGGCAAGUACCAGGUCACCAAGAUGUGCCUGGAGCCCACCUCCUUCACCGUGAAGGCCGAGUCCCAGUUCAAGGGCCAGGGCGAGGAUUUCCAGAAGACCAAGCUCAUGACCCGCCUCACAUACACUCUGGACGAGAUUGAGGGUCCCCUUGAGGUCUCCGGCGACAAGAUCAAGUUCACCGAGGUUGACGGCAUUGACUACGCCGCUGUCACCGUCCAGCUGUCCGGUGGCGAGAGGGUGCCGUUCCUCUUCACCAUUAAGGAGCUGGUUGCCUCUGGCACGCCCGACAGCUUCGGCGGGUCCUUCCUGGUGCCGUCCUACCGCGGUGCCACGUUCCUUGACCCCAAGGGCCGUGGUGGUGCCCAAGGGUACGACUCUGCCGUUGCCCUCCCUGCUGGUGGCUUCGGUGACAACGAGAAGCUGAGGAAGGAGAACGAGAAGUCGUACAAGUCCUUGAGCGGCAACAUCACCUUCAGCGUGGCCAAGUCGAACGUUGAGACUGGCGAGAUUGGCGGAGUGUUCACCAGCGUGCAGCCCUCUGACACUGAUAUGGGUGCCAAGGUUCCCAAGGAAGUGAAGAUCCAGGGCAUCUGGUACGCCCAGGAUAUAUGUGCCACGUGGCGAUCCCUCUAUCCACCAAUCACACGACCAUCGGCACCGUUGCUUUCGCUGCUCUCUCGCUCUCUCCCUGUUUGGCCACCUCCCAACCGACUCUACGCCACCACCUCCCGCACCUCUCUCCCGCUGAACCAUCUCAACUUGAACAAGGCAUUCCUGAAGCUCCGCCUCUCCGCCAUGGCGUCCCUGCUUGCUUCUUCGUUCUUAGUCUCCACUCCCGCAGCUUCCCUUGGGAGUUGCGCGACUUUGACAGAUUCUUCUUCGCAGGUUUCCUGCGCAGCUCCCGUGAACCAGGAUGCGCUGAAGGUUGCGGGAUUUCCGCAAGUUUAUUGUGGGCGUGGGGACAAGCGUACCGCGAAAGGAAAGAGGACACGUGGAUCUUUUGGCAACUGCCGGCCGAAGUCUUCGAAGGGCAAGAGCCGCCUGGGCCUGCCUCUGACGCCAGUGCCAGCUGGGAGCGGCUCACGCAAGCGGCUGGAGGACGACACAGAGUACAUCCACAUUGACCUGGACGAGGAGAUCAACCGAUAA
Messenger RNA from Closterium sp. Yama58-4, 1653 nucleotides. Lineage: Eukaryota; Viridiplantae; Streptophyta; Zygnematophyceae; Desmidiales; Closteriaceae. The record is from the annotation of a GenBank genome assembly.